GCGGCCGCGAUGGUUUCAGACGCUGAAGGAUUUUGCAUCUGAUCGCUCGGCGUUUCAAAGGCAGAGGCCCCCCUCCCCCUUCCCCCCUCCCUCGCCGUCUUUGUUUCCUUCCCCCCCCUGCUCUCCCCACUCCCCCCACCCCACCCCCCUCUCCUCUCCUCCUCCUCUUUUUUAGAAGCAGCGAUCGGAGAUGGAUGUCUCUCUUUGCCCAGCCAAGUGUAGUUUCUGGCGGAUUUUCUUGCUGGGAAGCGUCUGGCUGGACUAUGUGGGCUCCGUGCUGGCUUGCCCUGCAAAUUGUGUCUGCAGCAAGACUGAGAUCAAUUGCCGGCGGCCGGACGAUGGGAACCUCUUCCCCCUCCUGGAAGGGCAGGAUUCAGGGAACAGUAAUGGGAACGCCAGCAUCAACAUCACGGACAUCUCAAGGAAUAUCACUUCCAUACACAUAGAGAACUGGCGCAGCCUGCACACUCUCAAUGCCGUGGACAUGGAGCUCUACACUGGACUCCAAAAGCUGACCAUCAAGAAUUCAGGACUCCGGAGCAUCCAGCCCAGGGCCUUUGCCAAGAACCCCCACUUGCGCUAUAUAAACCUGUCGAGCAACCGCCUCACCACACUCUCAUGGCAGCUCUUCCAGACGCUGAGUCUUCGGGAACUGAGACUGGAGCAGAACUUCUUCAACUGCAGCUGCGACAUCCGCUGGAUGCAGCUGUGGCAGGAGCAGGGGGAGGCCAGGCUCAACAGCCAGAAUCUCUACUGCAUCAACGCCGAUGGCUCCCAGCUCCCCCUCUUCCGCAUGAACAUCAGUCAGUGUGACCUUCCUGAGAUCAGCGUGAGCCAUGUCAACCUUACUGUUCGAGAGGGUGACAAUGCUGUCAUCACUUGCAACGGCUCUGGAUCACCCUUGCCUGAUGUGGACUGGAUAGUCACAGGGCUGCAGUCCAUCAACACCCACCAGACAAAUCUGAAUUGGACUAAUGUACAUGCCAUCAACUUGACACUGGUGAAUGUGACGAGCGAGGACAAUGGCUUCACCCUGACAUGCAUUGCGGAGAAUGUGGUGGGCAUGAGCAAUGCCAGUGUUGCCCUCACUGUCUACUACCCCCCACGCGUGGUGAGCCUGGAGGAGCCUGAGCUGCGUCUGGAGCAUUGCAUCGAGUUUGUGGUGCGCGGGAACCCGCCACCAACGCUGCACUGGCUGCACAACGGGCAGCCGCUGCGGGAGUCCAAGAUCAUCCAUGUGGAGUACUACCAGGAAGGCGAGGUCUCUGAGGGCUGCCUGCUCUUCAACAAGCCCACUCACUACAACAACGGCAACUACACCCUUAUUGCUAAAAACCCCCUGGGCACGGCCAACCAGACCAUCAAUGGACACUUCCUCAAGGAGCCCUUUCCAGAGAGCACAGAUAUCUUUGACUUUGAGUCUGAAGUAAGCCCUACACCUCCUAUCACUGUGACCCACAAACCAGAGGAAGACACCUUUGGGGUGUCCAUCGCGGUUGGACUGGCUGCGUUUGCCUGCGUCCUUUUGGUGGUUCUCUUCAUCAUGAUCAACAAGUAUGGUCGACGGUCCAAAUUUGGAAUGAAGGGUCCUGUGGCUGUCAUCAGUGGUGAAGAGGACUCAGCCAGCCCAUUGCACCACAUCAACCACGGCAUCACCACACCCUCAUCGCUGGACGCCGGGCCCGACACGGUUGUCAUCGGCAUGACCCGCAUUCCAGUCAUUGAGAACCCUCAGUACUUCCGUCAGGGACAUAACUGCCACAAGCCAGACACGUGGGUCUUUUCAAACAUAGACAAUCAUGGGAUAUUAAACUUGAAGGACAAUAGAGAUCAUCUAGUCCCAUCAACUCACUAUAUAUAUGAGGAACCUGAGGUCCAGAGUGGGGAUGUGUCUUACCCAAGGUCACAUGGUUUCAGAGAAAUUAUGUUGAAUCCAAUAAGCCUUCCCGGACAUUCCAAGCCUCUUAACCAUGGCAUCUAUGUUGAGGAUGUCAAUGUUUAUUUCAGCAAAGGACGUCAUGGCUUUUAAAAACUCCUUUUAAGCCUCCUUGUUUUGAUGUCACCUUGGUAGGCUGGGCCCUCUGAGAGGUUGGAAGCUCUAGGCGUUGUUCUCUUUGGAUCCGGGGAUGCUAAGUAGAAACUGCAUGAGCCACCGGUGCCCCUGCACCCUUUAACACCACCGAGAUGGGCAUUUCCCCAUCGGCCACUGGCAGGGUUGCCCCUUCCCUCCAAUCAUCACCGUGUUUUUUCUUUUAUUUUUUUCUUUUUUUUUCUGACCUGCGAGGCAGCUCCUGCCACCAUCUUUAGAGCCAAUAAAGAGAAUUAAAACCUGUGCACCAGGAGCCAUCUUUUAUACACAACUAGCUAUUCUCUUGCUUUACAAAAACAACCCAAUCGCCAUGAGAAAGCCUGAUGAAGUCCAGCCGUGCUGUGGCCUCCCUUUCUCGCUUGGAAGCAUGGGGUCUCCCUGGCUCUCCCUAGGACACUGUGCUGUCCUUUUAGUAACCUCAUCGCCCUGCAACCUCCAGUGGGGAAGAGUCACAAAGAGCACCUAAGCAGAGGUGGAGACGGCGCGGUAAGAGGAGGGGGAACCAGGCCCAAGUGUUGCACCAGCUUAGGUCUCAGAGGGAAGAAUGGAAACCAAUAUUUUGUUUUGUUUUUUUUUUUGGUGGAGAAAAUCAUACCUUUUUUUGGAUACACUUUGCCCCUCCUUCUUCUCUGGAAUGGCUCACAGUGAGUGCGAUAUUAGAAAAUUCCUUGGAAAGAGUUUCUCCAGGCUCCUUGGCCCCUAGAGGUGCAGUUCCGACAAGCUUUGGCUACAGGAGACCUUGCCCGUGAAUUGGCCAUCCUACUAGGACCACAAGGGACCGAGGGAAUCAGGGAACAAGGCCCUUCCUGCUAGGCCAUGAUCCUGGGAUUGGCUCUCUUGCCCCACUUCCACUUACUCUUGACUCAGAGAACCUUUGGAGCCCAAUGGAAUCACCAUUUCAAGGUCAAGAUGAACUGAAGGGGAAGAGAAGUAAAAAUUGGCCUCCUCCAGCCCCUCUCGUGGCACCAGCGGACGUGUCACCCUGUUCUCUGGUCAAUCUGUGUGUUUACUUUGCUUGCUUUGACUCAUGCCUUACUCCACAGCCACCCUCUCCCAAAGAGGGGGGCUGUUCCCCCCGUUUCUGACUUGAUCCACUGGGGAGAAGAAAGAGGAUGUCUGUCCCUUGCUAGAUAGGGAAGGCACGUUGGCAGGGUCUGAGACUCUCCCGGAUUCGCUGACACAUUAGCUGAGUGGAUUUCUGGCUUGGUCCAGCUCUCCAUAUACCCACUGGGAGUCCCUGUUAUAUGAGGGAAGCUUAGAUUGUCACUUGAUGAUGAUCAACAGGAACAGGGAGCACCCCAUGAGGAGUUUUGGGGAAGCUAUGGUGGUUUUUAUAACCCAUUAUGUUUUGGGGGUGGUGUUGCACAGCAAUAGAGAAUAGAUUCUAUGCCUUAGGCAAAUGUACCUGGGAGUUAAAAGGCUCUUACUGAUGGGUUGAUAGAUUCUGCUCCCCCCGGGUCCUGUGGAUAAAGCUUCUUCAUGUCAGGUUCCCAACCUGAUUCUGUAGAUGCCUCCAUGGGGUUGAAAAACAGGAAGCUUUCCAAGUUCUUGCCCAGUAUCUGGGGUGGCCUCCCAGGCACCGAGUUUCCAGAGUACCACGUGGGGGGUCAGGUUUUCUCCAGGGUGUCCAGGUGUGUGUUUAUGUAUCCCUGUCCAGCUCCCCUCAUCUGCUCCCCAUGGCUCCAGUGAGGCUGUUCCCCAGCACGCCCUGCUGGCCCCUUGGGUCUAGGGCCUCCUCCCGAGUGUGGCUUUAAGGAGUAAGCUUGAGGAUGAUGUUUUUAAUUAUUGUAAAUCAUUACCUCAUUUCCAGCCUCCCAGGCUCCAUCCAUCCCAGCAUCUUUUAUUCUGCCAUUUUCCUCACCUUGUGCUAUGACAUUGGGGCAUUGUGUUUCCACAGAGACUUA
This is a messenger RNA of Marmota flaviventris (yellow-bellied marmot), 3993 nucleotides long. Lineage: Eukaryota; Metazoa; Chordata; Mammalia; Rodentia; Sciuridae. The record is from RefSeq and is a predicted model, not a curated record.